Molecule: messenger RNA, 1507 nt
Organism: Haliotis rufescens (red abalone)
Lineage: Eukaryota; Metazoa; Mollusca; Gastropoda; Lepetellida; Haliotidae
Product: E3 ubiquitin-protein ligase MARCHF1-like
Exons: 4
Coding region: 117-1046 (309 amino acids)
Biological process (GO): protein ubiquitination
Molecular function (GO): ubiquitin-protein transferase activity; zinc ion binding
Source: RefSeq, a predicted model, not a curated record
CGUCACACCUAAAUGAAAGCCUUGGCUCUAGCUGUUGCACGCAAUUUGACUGCGCUCAUAGACUGCGUGUAAUAAUUAUCUUGACAAUUGUAUUCAUUAUUUGAUUUCGAGUCAAGAUGGCAACAGAAGGUACUAUUGUUCAAGAUGCCGGCGAAACUUGUACCGCUGAAAGUGGGGGGAAUGGGCCACACCUUGAGAUUGAGUUAACUACACUAAACGGCACAACAUCAGCGACUGACGUACCCACACAGGUAGCGAGUACUCACGGGGAGGAAGAGCAGGAGACAUCCUUGGAGACACCACUUGGGAGUCGUGAGGCACAAGAAGAGCCAUCAUGCUCGGACGCCGCUGCAGACUCGGCACAGCUGAGCGACACUACCUCCAAUGGACCGUUGUUGAGGGUGACGGGACCAGACAGCGUCGACAUCAGCCCCGCUAGUUCCAACGAAUCCAUUGUCUGCAGAAUAUGCCAACUCUCUCAAAAGGAAACAGGAGAACCCAUGACGGCAACAUCAUGUGACUGUCGAGGUGGGCUGGAGUCUGUGCACAGGUCCUGCCUCAUACAGUGGGUCACCUACAAGCGCAACAACAAGUGCGAGCUAUGCGGAGUUGUCUUCCCUAGUGUGUCCCCUCCGCCAAGGACAACGUCCAUGGAAAGACAACAGAGGCGGAUAGAAGCAGUAUAUCAGCAAUAUUCCCAACUCCGGCCAAUGACUCGUCGCAAAAGGGCGUUCCUAGGUUCCCUCUCUCUCUUCCUCGUCAUUACGACGUCGGCGACGGGCAUCCUCACCGUCAGCACAGAGCGAGAGUUCCACCGCAUUGACCUUGACCCUUGGAGCACCGGUCAAGCCCGGAUGGACUCCUACAUAACGUUUUCCAUUUGCUUGUCCUUCCUUCUGUUCUGCGCGACCUUGACCGUUGGGGUGCUGUUGGUCUGGCUGGCACUUGAAGGCAGCUACUUCCGGCGAAGACAACGGUUCUACGCCUUUGCCAAUCGCCUCGCUCAGCAAGAGAGCGCACUCGGAAUGUAUACUCAGUAUGUUUAGAAUGUUAAGUGUGUUCAACUGGAAAGAAGUACUUUACGAUGGUGAUAUAUUUUGAUCAAGUACACAUGUAAUUCUUUUGUAAAUAACUUGAUAUGCUUUUUUUUUUUUUUCAAUAAUCAGAUGGUUGUACAUUGUAGUGGUUAACUGUAGAGGUUCCGUGUAGUUUCCAUGUUACUAAAUUCUGUCGGAAAAGAGAUAACGAGAGGGCAUAUUGGUAGUUUUGUAACUCUCGAUCCUUGUAUUAAAAGUUCAACUUCGAAUUCAGGCCAGGUGUGCAAUAACUUGGCUGUUAAUAUGUUUCAGAAACUUCAUUCAAUUGUUGUUAGACCUCAAAAUUGGUAUGAAAGGAUAUUUUCAAACUUCUUACACGGCGCAGGUAAUCAUAAUGAAAAUUUCUAAGUUGUCAUCUACUGCUCUCUUCACUGAGAUAGACUGUAAUAAACGCGCUGUUACACAUGUCA